AUGAUACCGCCUCCAUCUCCGUCGAUGACGGCUCCACUACCACCGCCUACCUACCUGUUGUUGCCUUCUACCACUAGAGAAAAAAAAACACUAACCUUAUUGCCUCACAUCACGAUCUUCAGAUCUACAUUCUACGGUGACAGAUCUAUAAUUUGCGCUUCUAAAUCUACGAUAUCUAUGAGUUUCGAUGAGAUUGAGGGACCACAACUGAUAUCACCAUCAACCGCCGCCAUCGCUUUUGCGCCUCAUUGUUCCGUUGAAUCAAAGAAAAGGAAGAGAUUAUCUCUUCCAAAAGAUGAAAAAGAUAAUUUUGUUGAUCUUUCUUCUAACAUAAAGGCUUCAUUAAGGUUUAAUUUUUUGGUAGAUAUUUUAUCUUCUUCCAAGGGAACUUCAUCAGUUAAACUUGUUAAAGUUAAAAAAGUUUCCAAAUUCAUUACAAGUGUGGACGAAGAUGAUGAUUUUGUUUCCGCUCCUGUUGUUGGUCAAGUAAAUGUUACGAAGGCUGAAAUUACAUAUAGGAAUCCUUCAGGUUUAAUCUCUACUAUCUACAGAAGCCUUAAUGAUAAUCGGAAAGUUGUAGUUAAGGAAAUAGGGUUUGGAUUUAUUGAAGACUUUGUGGUUAAGAAAUUUAGUAGGGAUUGUUCGUGGGUUCAUGGGAGAUAUGUGGAAAAGAGAAAUGUUCUUUGUAUCAGGAACAAUGAGAUUCAUAUUACUAUGAGAGGUGUGCAUGACAUGUAUGGACUUCCAAUGGGUGAUAUUCCUAUGAAUUCACCUAAGAAAAUUUGCUUUGCGAUUGCUGUUAAUUAA
Molecule: messenger RNA, 807 nt
Organism: Lactuca virosa
Lineage: Eukaryota; Viridiplantae; Streptophyta; Magnoliopsida; Asterales; Asteraceae
Source: the annotation of a GenBank genome assembly